Agrilus planipennis (emerald ash borer) is the source of this 999-nucleotide messenger RNA. Its product is annotated as replication stress response regulator SDE2. Lineage: Eukaryota; Metazoa; Arthropoda; Insecta; Coleoptera; Buprestidae. Gene Ontology annotation, cellular component: nucleus. The transcript is spliced from 3 exons. The coding region runs from base 90 to 869 and encodes 259 amino acids. The record is from RefSeq and is a predicted model, not a curated record.
UUAUUUAAAAUAUUAUCUAUGGUAAAAUAUCAGCAGAAUAAAUAAAGUACAGCAUUAUCCUAAUAAUUUGAUAAGGAAACAUCUUUAAAAUGCUAGAAAUACUUUUAAACAACAAAUCUAUAACAACUGCAGAAGAUGGUAAAACAUUAUCUACUAUCAAAUCAAGAAUAUUUCAAGAAAUCGGUAUCAGUUUUAAGGACAUUUAUGUAUUAGUUAAUGGUAAACUAUGUUCUGAAGACUUAGUUUUACACAAUUGUAAAGUACACUUUAUGUCAAGAUUAUGUGGUGGCAAAGGGGGUUUUGGUUCUAUGCUUAGGGCAAUAGGAGCCCAAAUCGAGAAAACUACCAACAGAGAGGCUUGCAGAGAUCUCAGUGGUAGGCGAUUGCGUGAUAUAAAUGAAGAACAGAGACUGAAGACAUGGAUAGCACAACAAGCAGACAGAGAGAAAGAAGCUGUAGAACGUAAGAAGAAGAAAUUGGAAAAACUAUGUCAAGAACCAAAAUUUGAAUUCAAAGAUGAAAACUAUGACAAGGAAAGGUCAGAAUUACCAGAAAAGGUCGAAGUUGCUGUCUUAAAAGGCCUACAAAUUGCAACAAGUUCUGGAAUUAGUAAAAAGCGAAAAGGGGAAGGCAGAGGUCCAAAAUCCAAGAAACCUAAACUAUGGGUUGAUGGUGAUUUAGAUGAUGAACUGAGCUUGUCGAGUGAAAAUUCAGAUUCAGACUCAGAAUUGCAAGAAAUAGUUAUAGCAAGCAGUUCAAAAAACCGACUUGAAACUGCCUUAGAAUCUACUAAUAAUUCAGCAUGCAGACAGACUGGACCUGAAAAUGAAGAUGAUGAAAAUGGAAGUAAAAGUGAGGAAAAAAAAUAAUUUAAUGGGAAGGAAAUAUAUACUAAAAUAUAAAUAGGAAUGUAUUUUCUAUAAGAAUAUACAUAAAAAUGAAAUUGCAAUGGUAACCAGCAUUGUCUAUUUCUUGGUUCAAAUAAAACUGAUUGUUUUA